AUGGUCAAGGAACAAAACCUCCAAGAUGCUCGUCAGGAACUAGCUCAAAUCUUCCAGUACGAGCAGGAUGACCUCUGUGAAGACGACAGUUCCGCCAGUAAACAAGCGCUGCGAUUGCUGCUGGCAUAUCCCGAGUUGGCAUCCGAAGAGUUUGAAGCAGAUGAAGAAGUCGCAUUCAAGCUCUUGCCUUUGAGUAUCUUUAUUACCAGUGGAGCUGGGAUUCAAGUCAUUGAAGCAGUCGAACAGCUCUAUCCGCAGGCCGUUUCGACCAAGCACCCGGAACUCAAGUUCUUUCCACUGCAAGCUGCUUGCGAGGUCCAUGCGGAUGGAGAUGUCAUCGAGUUCUUGGCAAACAAGUAUCCCAUGGCCGUCGAGGCACGGGACAACAAAGGCGAUUUGAUCAUCCAUUCUGUUCUCAGCCAAGGCAAAGACGCCAUCCCUCGUCGCAAAACUGUGGAGCGGCUGCUUGACUUGUACCCGGAAAGUCUUCGACAACCCAACCAUGAAGGCGUAUGCCCCUUGGGAAUUGCCUUUCGAGCGCGACAGAGUUCCAAGAUUAUAGAUAGAAUCAUCGAGAAACGACUGGAAGAAGGGAUCCACUCCUUUGAAAUGAUUGGCUGGAAGGACUUUGAGCUCAAUGCCAAGGAAGUGUCUCGUUUCGGAGUGGAGCUUUUCCCCAAACUCGAUUUGAAAGCACUUUGGUGUGAGCCCGAUUCCUACGGCGACGAUGGAUUUGCCUACUUGAUGGAGUAUCUCAUGGGGGAUCGAACCAUUGAAAAACUGUCCUUGUCAUUCCCACCACUCGACGGCCGUGGCAAGGGAGCUGCUCUUUUGAACUUUUUCCGAAACAACAUUACCGUGCGGCAUCUAUCCUUGUCGCGAAACGUUGCCAUGUGGAGUCAAGCCAACGGAAUGGACUAUUUGUUGCAGGGCAUGGGCUACAACCCGGCCAUUCUGUCGCUGCAGCUAUCAGGUCUCUUUCUUAUGUCUAGCUUUGAACUGGGAUACCUGAUUUCCAGAUCACCCAAGAAGCUCAUUCUCAACAACGUCAUGGUGUCCAGCAAGUGGGCAACGGCGAACGUAAAGCAGUGGGGGACAUCCAUGGUGACUGACCUGACGUUACGGAACUGCAAAAUGAGGGGCAAGUGCCUCGACAAAUUCUUGGAUGGACUCAAGAAUCUUCCCGCGCUCAAGAGGCUGACCCUUGACUUCACCAUGCCAGAAGACAAGCACGACGAGAAGUACCUCAAGGGCCGUGACAUUACAAAACCAAUCCUAUCGUUACUCAAGAAUGGAAACCUCGAAGGGUUGAUUCUGCAAGGUCUCACAAUGGACAUUCGCAAGUUGUCUGUCAAGUUGAACAAGGACACUACUUUGAAGAAGCUACGCAUUGACUCUUUACGAAGUGAACUAUCCAUGACUGUCGGGUGUCUUGUCGGCGCCCUGAUCAAUGACAACAGGACACUGGAAGAUAUCAAGUUUCACUGCGACUACGACUACGAAAAGACACAACCAGCACUGGAUGGUAGUGAUGUGGCAGUGCCGAGGUUCGAAAUUGUGGAAGAUCCGGCGAUCAAGUACUACACGACAAGGAACCGCACCGGAAAGAAGGGAGGCAAGGCGGCACCAAAGAUCCAGAGCGUCAAUACUUUCGCCGAGAAACCACGCUCCAAACGAGGUUCGGUUGGACGAGAACUCAUGCGGUAG
Messenger RNA from Seminavis robusta, 1707 nucleotides. Lineage: Eukaryota; Bacillariophyta; Bacillariophyceae; Naviculales; Naviculaceae. The record is from the annotation of a GenBank genome assembly.